Molecule: messenger RNA, 384 nt
Organism: Monoraphidium neglectum
Lineage: Eukaryota; Viridiplantae; Chlorophyta; Chlorophyceae; Sphaeropleales; Selenastraceae
Exons: 1
Coding region: 1-384 (127 amino acids)
Source: RefSeq, a predicted model, not a curated record
AUGAUCCCCGCGAAGCUGCGUCACAAACGCCCGGCGCAUCAGGCCGAAGAGGAGGAAGACCAGCCCGAGCCCGGCACCCCGCACGCGGCACAGCAGCACCCGGCGCGCGACACGCGCAGCGUCGCGGGCGACCUAGAGGACGAGGGCGCUGAGAAGCAAGCCAAGUCGCUGCGCAUCACCACCUCGAAGAUCCUGGGGACCGCGCAGCCGCGCAAGCCGCGGAUCGGCCCGGAGUUCCAGGCCGCGAUCCCGCCGGUCCCGCAGGCGCCGCCGCCGCGCACGCGCCCGCAGGCGGCGCAGGAUCUCUGCCACGACAGCCAAGAGAAGCAGCAGGCGCCAACAAGUCACGCCCUGACAGGCAUAGCCCCAAUGGAUCAGGAGUGA